Molecule: messenger RNA, 1215 nt
Organism: Durusdinium trenchii
Lineage: Eukaryota; Dinophyceae; Suessiales; Symbiodiniaceae
Source: the annotation of a GenBank genome assembly
AUGAUCAACCAGGGCCACCUGAAGUAUUUGACUCAGUUUGACAAGAUGCUGCUAUACUGGCAGAACCUCCUCAAGGACUAUCCAAGCCACCCAGUCCAUGGACAUGAGGCCACGAGUGCGCCUUUGACGCUAUAUGGAGAUGAAGGCCAAUCUCUUGGGGGCACAUGGAUGAACUAUCACUUCCGCCCUGACUUGAGCCCCUGCAUAUCCAAUUCUGCCUGCAGCAGGUUUUUGAUUUGCACCAUUCCAUCGACCAUGUAUGUCUUCGAUGAGAGUGGGGUCAACCUUACCCUUCAAGCAGCUGCUGCUGCCAUUCGAGAAAGCUUCAACGCACUGUCGAGAGAUGGCUAUGAAAGAAGUGAGGUAUGUGUGCCCAAGUUUUGGGUCAUGCACAUUACUGGGGAUUGGAAAUUCCUGAAGCAAACCUUCAACCUGGAACGCUAUGCGACCCAUGAGGAGGAACCAUCGCUGGCUGAUGUUGAUGGCUUUACAUUGCGCAUGUUGUCGAUUGACUUGCUCCAUGCCUUUCAUCUAGGCGUGGGCAGGGACUUGUGCGGCUCUGCUAUUCGUGUUCUUGCUAGCCAACGACGAGGUCUGUGGCCUGGUUCCAGCAUUGAUGCGCGCUUGGAGGUUGCCACUGGGAGACUGCGGGAUUUUGCACGCCAAAAUAAGUUGAGCUUGACACUCAAGAAGCUAACGAAAUCAAAUCUGACGUGGGAAUCUCUCAAAUAUCCGGAGAUCAAAUGCAAGGGCUACGACACGUACAUUGUGUUGAAAUGGCUGGUUGAGGAGGUGACCAUGCAGGAUUGUGGAGAUGAUUUCUUGGCCAGUGCACUUUGGGCUGCUGACAGUUGGCUGCGUGUUUUGAGCAAGGCGGAGAUGUUCCUCACUGAAGCUGAAGAGUUGCACAAGUUUCAUGUGGGGAAUCUAUUCCUCAAGAGCUAUCUCAAUCUUGCAGUCCGUGCCCUGGAGGGUGGAAAAAUGCUUUACAGGCUGAAACCCAAAUUCCACUUGCUGUACCACCUGGUCAAUGAGAAGCGACCAUCCAGGUUGAACUGCACUCUCAAUUCAACCUGGAUGGAUGAGGAUGCCAUGAAGAAGUGGAUGCGUAUAUCCCGAAUGGUUCACAAAAGAACAGCUGCAGAGAACACGUUGCGGCGCUUCAUCCUUGGCUUCCACACCAAGCUCCGAUUGGCCAAUGCGCCCGCACGUUGA